UGACGUCAGAGGUCAGGCGGGGUUACACCAGACCGAGGCUGUAAGUGCCACGCGAGCGUUUACCGGUUGUCUGACGUCUGGUGCAAAAUUUCCUCCAAAAUGGUGUCUGUUCUGAACACUGUGGAUACUGGCCAUGAAGAUAUGAUCCACGAUGCCCAGAUGGACUACUAUGGAGUCCGCCUGGCCACAUGUUCCUCAGACAAGACUGUGAAGAUCUUUGACAUCAAGAACGGAGGACAGAUCCUAGCAGCAGAACUCAGAGGACACGAGGGUCCGGUGUGGCAGCUGGCCUGGGCACACCCGAUGUACGGGAACAUCCUGGCAUCGUGUUCGUAUGAUAGGAAGGUCAUCAUAUGGAAGGAGACCAAUGGGCAGUGGGACAGGCUGUAUGAGUACGCUAACCAUGACUCUUCAGUGAAUUCUGUGUGCUGGGCUCCCCAUGAGUUUGGCCUAAUGCUGGUGUGUGGUUCAUCUGACGGAGCUGUGUCAAUCAUCUCAAGCACAGCUGAUGGCCAGUGGGACACCAAGAAAAUCAACAAUGCUCACACAAUUGGCUGUAAUGCAGUAAGCUGGUGCCCAGCCGUGGCUGCAGGCUCCCUGGUGGACCAGCCGUCCUCACAGCGCCCUCAGCAGACUCGCAGAUUUGUGACUGGAGGAUGUGACAACCUGGUCAAAAUUUGGAGAGAGGAGGAUGGCCAGUGGAAGGAAGAACAGAAACUGGAGGCUCACAGUGAUUGGGUGAGAGAUGUGGCCUGGGCUCCGUCCAUAGGACUCCCCACACAGACCAUAGCCAGCUGUUCACAGGAUGGAAGAGUCAUCAUCUGGAAGAGUGAAGAUGGCACGAGCUGGACCUCGAAGGUGUUGAACAAGUUCCCAGACGUGGUGUGGCAUGUGAGCUGGUCCAUAACGGGCAACAUCCUGGCCGUGUCAGGGGGAGACAACAAGGUGAGCCUUUGGAAGGAGUCGUUGGAAGGACAGUGGGUCUGCGUCAGCGAUGUCAACAAAGGUCAAGGUCAAACCAUAGCUCCAGCCGAACCCCAGAAACCCGAACAGUAACUUAUGAUAGAGUCCGUCUGUACAUGUUGGGAGGGGGAGGGGGGCAUGCUUGAUUCCACUGCUGUCAAGAGUUUCAGUAAAUACACUAUAUAACUUGGAAUUGUAUUUUGUAAUUGUACUUUACCAUGCUUACCUUGAUGUUUUUAUGAUGCUAAUGUUUGACAGAAAAAUCAAAGUUUUGUAAUGUGUCGUUUAAGAGGAGCAUUAAAAACACUACUAAUGUUAUUAUUACUAGCCAUCAUUCUGAUAAGCUACAGUUAGAAGUAACCAGGGUUUGUCUCCAUUAUAACUGCACAUGUAAAAUAUGUUUCUUGGAACAGUCCUAAAGAUUCUCAUAUACCUUAUGUAUCAGCUAGUGUAAUAGAAAUUUUGUAGAUGUAUCAAUGGAAACAACCAGCAGUUGAGAUCUGUUGGAUCCAUAGGUUCUUUGUUAAGGGCAGUAAAUUUUCUGUUGAGAACGUCUGUAUGUAUGUAAGAGUGUGUACGAAAAGUUGCAGGGCUAUACUUCUGUGAAUGCAUAUGUCACCAUUCCUUAUGUUUCUGAAUAAAUUGUUCAUCAAGAAUAAAGUUUCUCUUCUUAUAUAAUCU
Molecule: messenger RNA, 1644 nt
Organism: Branchiostoma floridae (Florida lancelet)
Lineage: Eukaryota; Metazoa; Chordata; Leptocardii; Amphioxiformes; Branchiostomatidae
Product: protein SEC13 homolog
Exons: 11
Coding region: 100-1056 (318 amino acids)
Biological process (GO): protein import into nucleus; positive regulation of TOR signaling; COPII-coated vesicle budding
Cellular component (GO): nuclear pore outer ring; COPII vesicle coat
Molecular function (GO): structural molecule activity; protein binding
Source: RefSeq, a predicted model, not a curated record